GCUGGAUCAGACCUAUUAUUUUCUCGUUGAGCUGCUGCUUGGGGAUCUGCAUCUCAUCCUCUUGCAAUACGCAUCUUAGCUCCUACUAUCUGCCUCAUCAUUGCGCCGGCUCCCAGGGCGCUGCUUCUCACUUCAUCUGUCUGUUCAUCCAUUGCUAUAUUCACUGGUUGUUUCUGCCUCCGAUCCAGAAGCACGUUCAAUUGCUCGUCUAACAAUUAUUCAGGCCUUUCAUCCAUCAUUGCGUCCAGAAACAAAUUCAGUGCAUCCACAAGCAAUUCCAGUGCUGUCUUCAGCUCUGUAAGCUCACCAGUGAUCAUCGUUUGCUAUAUCCUCGCGAUUUCUCACUUCCAUUGUUGGUCUGUCGAUUAUUCAGGUUCUUCAUCCACCACUGCAUCCGGACACAAUUCCAGUGCUGUCUUCAGUUUAUUCAGGCCAUUCCACACCCAACAAAUAAACCCUGCAAUCCAAUGGAAGUGGCGUUAGCUAGUGCUGCCUUAAGCAUAAGCUUAAAAUUGGCUGCAUCGCCAGCCUUGAAGAAGCUCCUUGCUAAUGCUUCAACUUACCUUGGAGUGGACAUGGUGCGUGAGCUCCAUGAACUGGAGACCACUAUUUUGCCACAGUUCGAGCUGUUGAUUGAAGCUGCAGACAAGGGAAACCACAGGCCCAAGUUGGACAAAUGGCUUCAGGAACUGAAAGAAGGCUUUUACAUGGCUGAAGACUUGCUGGACGAGCAUGAAUACAACCUCCUGAAGCGCCAAGCAAAGGGAAAGGAUUCCUUGCCAGCAAAUGCCUCCUCCAUCAGGAGCACUUUUAUGAAGCCUCUGCGUGCUGCGUCGAGUAGGUUGUCCAAUGUGAGCUCAAAGAACAGAACACUAAUUCGCCAUCUGAAGGAACUGAAGGCUACCCUCGCGAAAGCCAAGGACUUUCAUCAAUUGCUCUGCUUACCAGCUAGUUCUGGUUAUAAUGCAGAGAGCUCUCCCAUACCAUCAACUGCUAUUCCCGAGACCACAUCAAUACCACCUCUGAAAGUGAUUGGUCGUGACAAGGACCGUGAUCGUAUAAUUGAUCAUCUUACCAAGAUAAGUGCAACUACCGAGUCUAGUACAUCUUUGUACUCGGGUUUGGCAAUUGUUGGAGCUGGAGGCAUGGGAAAGUCCACCUUGGCACAACAUGUUUACAAUGACAAGAGGGUAAAAGAAUAUUUUGAUGUAACUAUGUGGGUAAGCAUCUCAUGCAAACUGGAUGUCCGCCGUCAUACACGGGCGGUCAUCGAGUCUGCCUCUCAGGGGGAAUGUCCGCGCAUUGAUAACCUUGAUACUCUGCAGCGCAAGUUGACAGACAUACUGCAAAAAUCAGGUAAAUUCCUGCUUGUGUUGGAUGAUGUUUGGUUUGAACCUGGCAGUGAGAGGGAAUGGGACCAACUGUUAGCUCCUCUAGUUUCCCAACAGAUGGGAAGCAAAGUUUUGGUAACUUCUCGACGAAAUACAUUUCCAGCUGCUCUUUGUUGCGAAGAAGUGUGCCCUUUGCAAUGCAUGGGAGAUUCUCAUUUCUUGGCACUCUUCAAACACCAUGCAUUCUCUGGACAAGAAAUUAAGGAUCUGCAGUUGCGUGAAAGGCUGGAAGAUUUUGCAGAGAAGAUUGCUACAAGGCUUGGACAAUCUCCUUUGGCGGCAAAAGUUGUGGGUUCCCAGUUGAAAGGGAAAACAGAUAUCACUGCAUGGAAGGAUGCUCUUACUAUAAAGAUUGACAAAUUAAGUGAUCCCUUGAGAGCUCUGUUGUGGAGUUAUGAGAAGUUAGAUCCAUGUCUGCAGAGGUGCUUCCUAUAUUGCAGCUUGUUUCCAAAAGGCCACAGGUAUGUCAUUGAUGAGUUGGUUCAUCUUUGGAUGGCAGAGGGCCUUGUAGAUCCGUGCAACCAAAACAAGAGAGUGGAAGAUGUUGGGAGGGAUUGCUUCAAGGAGAUGAUUUCUGUUUCAUUUUUUCAACCAGUUCAUGAGGAAUACACUAACACAGACUAUGUUAUGCAUGAUCUCCUUCAUGAUCUGGCAGAAUCACUCUCCAAAGAGGACAUCUUCAGAUUGGAAGAUGAUAAGGUGAUGAAAAUACCAUCCACUGUUCGACAUCUAUCUGUUCAUGUUGAUAGCAUGAAGCAGCACAAGCAAAGUAUCUGCAAGCUACAUCAUCUACGCACUAUUAUCUGCAUAGACCCCUUAAUGGAUGAUGUAAGUGACCUUUUUAAUCAGAUAGUACGGAAUUUGAAGAGGUUGCGCGUACUAUAUUUGUCAUCCUACAGCAGUAGUAAGUUGCCAGAAUCUGUUGGUGAGUUGAAGCACCUUCGAUAUUUGAACAUCGUCAGAACAAUGAUUUCUGAAUUGCCAAGAUCACUGUGUACCCUUUACCACUUGCAGUUACUUCUUUUAAAUGACAAAUUUGAGAGUUUGCCCGAGGGACUCUGCAAUUUAAUGAAGUUACGGCAUCUUCAACGGGACAAGACAUUGCCUCAAAUUCCUAACAUUGGCAAGCUAACUUCGCUUCAACAAUGUGAGGUAUUUUCUGUGCAAAGGAAAAAGGGGUAUGAGUUGCAACAGCUGAGGGAAAUGAACGAGAUUCGUGACAGCCUAAGUGUCACAAAUCUUGAGAAUGUCACUGGGAAGGAUGAAGCCUUAGAAGCAAAGCUGCACCAGAAAAGUCAUCUUGGCAGGUUGAAACUUCGCUGGAGUUGCAAGAAUAACAAGAUUGCAGAGGAUAGUUCACAUUUGGAGAUUCUAGAAGGCCUGAUGCCACCGCCUCAACUUGGGAAUCUUACAAUUGACGGUUACAAAUCUUCAAAAUAUCCAUGCUGGUUACUUGAUGGAUUGUAUUUUGAGAAUUUGGAAUCUUUAACGUUUGCUAAUUGCAGCUCAUUACAAAGCCUACCAUCCAAUACCGAGCUACUUGGGAAUUGCUCUUCCCUUUUCCUAUACAAUGUGCCAAACCUGAAGACAUUACCUCGUCUUCCACUAGGCCUUAAAGUGUUAGAAGUAAGAAGAUGCCCACUGCUAUUUAUUUCCGAUAAUGAGCUGGAACAUGAUGAUCAGAGAGAGAAUUUCACGAGGACAGACCACAUAGAAUUAAAACUUGGUUUGAUAUGGGAGGUGGCUUCAGGAUCAGAUAUUAGGAGACUACUCUCAUGGGAACAUUCAUUUCUCAAGCAGUUGAUGAUAUUCAUGCAUGCUGAUGUGUCACAUGUUGAAAACCUUGAAAGUGUUCUAGAGAGAGAGAAAGGUGAAUUAUUGGUAAAAGAAGAUAUCAUCAAGGCAUGGAUAUACUGUCAUGAGCAGAGGAUGCGACUUAUAUAUGGAAGAAGCAUUGGGAUGCCACUGGUUCUAUCAUCAGGACUAUGUGAACUUCAUCUUUCUUCAUGCAGUAUUACAGAUGGAGCUUUAGCUACUUGCCUUGGUAGCUUGGCUUCACUUAAAAGAUUGUUCUUACAAGAGAUUAUGACUUUAACUACACUUCCGUCAGAAGAGGUCCUCCAAAAUUUGACAAAACUUGACUGCUUGUCCAUCCAACAUUGCUGGUGUUUCAGGUCAUUAGGGGGCUUACGAGCUGCUACCUCUCUCUCAGAUGUUAGAUUGACUUCCUGCCCUUCUUUAGAGGUUGCAGAUGGAGCAGAAUGUUUUCCAGUGUCACUUGAGAUGCUCAGCAUAUACUGUUGUGUGCUUACAGCUGAAUUCCUCUGUAUGGACUGCCCAUGCAUUAGUAUUAUUCUCAUAGUCAAUUGCAGGAGCACCACAUGCUUGUCUGUUGGUAGUCUCAGCUCUGUUAAAUCAUUCUCGCUGAUUUGCUUGCCAGAUUUAUGUAUGCUUGAAGGAUUGUCUUCCCUGCAACUUGACAGCUUAACUCUGAUGGGUGUUCCCAAACUCAACCCCGAGUGUAUCUCACAGUUUCGAGUCCAUGUCAACCUCACUGUUUGCAGUCCUGUAAUCCUCAACAACAUGCUCAUGGCUGCAGGUCUCACAGUUCCAUCAUUUCUCUCUCUUGAAAAAUGCGAGGAACUAGUAAUUUCUUUUGAAGAAUCCGCAAAUUUCACAUCUGUCAAGAGCCUGAAAUUCGUUGAAUGUCAAAUGAUUUCUUUGCCAGAAAAUCUGAAGUUCUUAUCCAAUCUGAAGAGCCUCUACAUCGAAGCCUGCCCCAACAUAUCAUGUUUACCAGAUCUGCCAUCUUCCCUCCAGCGCAUGCGCAUACGGGGUGGUAGUGAGCUGUUGAAGGAGAGCUGCCGAGCACCUGAUGGAGAAAGUUGGCCAAAGAUCGCGCAUAUCCGCUGGAAGGAAAUAUAUUAAAGUUUGGUUUACAUUUCCAGCUGCAAAUAAACGGAUAUGUAAAUUAGCUUCGGUCAGUGAUGUAUGCACUCACAAUGAGAGUUCCUUUCAUUUGUUUACACCAGAUUACAUCAGGCCCAAGAUGUCUGCCCUCCAGCUACCUGCUAAGUGGUGGAGUGCCUCAGGCUGGCUCAUCGUACAGUUCAACUAUGUGUUUCAUACUUUACCAGCCGAUGCUGAUCUGAUCCAUCGGUCUCCUGCUUCACUGAUUGCCUCAUGCAUUGCCCUCUCACACUUGACCAACCCCUGACCUCUCUGAUGGUGGAUUUUGUGCUUUUGUUGUUGGUCUAAUUUGCAUCUUGUUAUUGUCAGUCCUGUUCUCUUGGACUACAUGGUAAUUUUGGUGUAUAUGGUUCGUAAUCGUUAUCUCUUGUGUGCUUUCACAUACCUCUGGAUAAAUUUAACUGAAGGUCUCUUUACCAUUCACUUUUGAUGGUCUAUAAAGCCUGGUGCUUCAGAUC
This is a messenger RNA of Triticum urartu, 4819 nucleotides long. Lineage: Eukaryota; Viridiplantae; Streptophyta; Magnoliopsida; Poales; Poaceae. The record is from RefSeq and is a predicted model, not a curated record.